AUGCUCACUGUCAUCGCACACGCCGUGCUGAUGGCAAACGCCACGUACCACGGCAUGGGAUUACACAUUUGGCAGUUCACGCCUGAGCUCAACUCGGAAUACUACCUCUGGAUCGGGAUAUCGUCACAAUUCUACGUGCUUAGCUUGGCCGGCUUCAAGAGCGCUUUGAUCCUGCUUUACAUCCAGAUAUUCGGCGUGAACCGCAAGUUCAGGAUAGCCUGCUACAUCACGCUCUUCUACACCCUGGGCUAUCUCUUCUGCAACCUCCUGACCGAGUUCCUCGGCUGCUGGCCCAUCCAGAAGAAGUGGCAUUCCGAUCUGCCCGGCCACUGCAUCAAGACGGUUUACUCCAACAUCGCAUACGGCGCCGGACACAUGUCGAGCGAUCUGAUCAUCGGCAUCCUGCCCCUGACCAUGGUGUGGAGGCUGCAGUUCCCCACGACGAAGCAGAAGAUCGGACUGAGUCUCGCCCUCAGUAGCGGCCUCAUUGCCUGGGCAGUAGCAUGUGUCCGCUGGGCCAUCUCUACGUACAAUCAGCUGACCUACGACCGGCCAUGGUGGGCGGGCAUCAGCUUCACCUUCUCGAUCCUCGAAGUCAACACGGGCCUGAUCUGCGCCUGCGUGGCGACCUUCAGUCCGCUCCUCCAGCACUGGACAGCGCGGGUCAAGAGCAUCGCCAGUCGCGCGAGUCACAGCUGGCAUACCACCCGGACUGAGAAAGCGUCGUGGGCGCAUUCGAGCGCGUCGAAGACGAUUGGGCAGAGGUCGACGGUGCCGAGAGAUAUACGCUCGCGGGACAACGACAGUCUUGAGGACGACGGCGCCAGCCAGGCGCCGAUCAACACGCCGUCCUUCACGCCGUCCUCGAUGGCGAUGCCGACCUUCAGCCCAGUCACACCGCCGGACGAGAUACCGCUUUGCGAUCUGCAGGGAUUACAGGCUCUUGCUGCUCACGAUAGGGUAUGA
Anthostomella pinea is the source of this 966-nucleotide messenger RNA. The record is from the annotation of a GenBank genome assembly. Lineage: Eukaryota; Fungi; Ascomycota; Sordariomycetes; Xylariales; Xylariaceae.